UCUCCGCUAAGAUUCUCUCACUCUACACCUAACUACAUCACUCACUCUCUCUCUACCAUUAUAGUUUCUGUCUUCUUACGGCACACAAACAAACACAUAUCUCUUACUUCUCUCUCUCUCAUCUCCAGACAUAACCUGAUAUUUUCCUGCACCUCCCUCAACCAAUUCUCCCGCCACGCGCCACCGUCAUGGCCAAACUAGUGGUGGAAGUCCUCGACGCCUGUGAUCUCAUGCCUAAAGACGGCCAAGGCUCAGCGAGCCCAUUCGUGGAAAUUGAUUUCGACGAACAGAGACAAAGAACCCAAACAAAACCCAAAGAUCUCAACCCCCAGUGGAACGAGAAGCUCGUUUUCCCCAUCGACGACCCACGAGACCUUCCCAACAAGACCAUCGAAGUAGUUGUUUACAACGACCGGAAAGGCGGUGGCCACCACAACUUUCUCGGCCGCGUCAGGCUCUCCGGCGCCUCCGUGCCCCCGCCGGAGCUCGGGGCCGCGCAGCAGCCGCAGCGCUACCCGCUCGACAAACGCGGUCUUUUUUCAAAUAUUAAAGGGGAUAUAGCGCUCAAAGUAUACACAAUUUAUAGUCAGUUUGGUCCGCCGGAGACCCAGACCUCCGGCCAACCGCAACCCAAGCUCCACCGGCAAACCCAAGCUCCGCCGCCGCAACCACCACCAGUGCAAGACAUCAAUAACAACAAUUACAACAACAAUUUUGGGUUUGGUGAUGGUUUUGGUGAGGACUACAAGGGAGAGAUGAAGAAAAAGAAGAAGAAUAAAGAGGAAGUGAGAACUUUUUUCUCGGUCGGAACUGGCGGUGGCGGGCCAGCUCCGGUGCCGGUGCCGCCACCUCAAAAACCGGCCAAUUUCGAAGCGAGAGCGGAUUUCGCUAAGGCGGGUCCGGCGGCGACGGUGAUGCAUAUGCAGCAGUUUCCGGGGAUGAGGCCUCCGCCGGAAUUCGGGUUGGUGGAGACGCGGCCGCCGCUGGCGGCCAGAAUGGGAUACCGAGGCGGCGACAAGACGUCUACCACCUACGAUCUCGUUGAGCAGAUGCAGUUCCUCUACGUGAAUGUCGUGAAAGCGAGAGAUCUUCCAACGAUGGACAUUACAGGUAGUUUAGACCCGUAUGUGGAAGUCAAGCUCGGAAACUACAAAGGCGUUACUAAACACUUGGAGAAGAACCAAAACCCGGUCUGGAACCAGGUUUUCGCCUUCUCCAAAACGAAUUUACAGUGGAAUGUGAUCGAAGUCGUAGUCAAAGACAAGGAUUUUGCAAAAGAUGAUUUUGUGGGUCGUGUUUCAUUCGAUGUCGCCGACGUUCCUCUUCGCGUGCCGCCCGAUAGUCCAUUAGCUCCUCAAUGGUACAAAUUGGAGAACAAAAAGGGUGAAAAAUUUUACGGUGAGAUUAUGCUGGCAGUCUGGCUCGGAACUCAGGCCGACGAGGCCUUUCCCGAGGCUUGGCACUCCGAUGCUCAUGGAAUUAGCCAACAGAGCCUCUCGAAUACCCGGUCGAAGGUCUAUUUUUCUCCGAAAUUGUACUAUCUUCGCCUUCAUGUCAUCGCUGCUCAGGACUUGAUCCCAAUCGAAAAAGGCCGACCAAUCGAAGCAUCCGCGAGGGUAACACUGGGGAAUCAGACUCGAACAACUCGUACUUCGCAAAUGCGACAUGUUAACCCGGAAUGGAAUGAUGAGCUUAUAUUUGUAGCAUCAGAGCCUUUUGAUGAAUUCAUGAUCAUUAAUGUUAUGGACAAGGAACAUGUUCUUGGAAGGUUGUUGAUACCGGUUCGAGGCAUACCGCAGAGAGGGGAGUUGUCGAAACUGCCCGAUGCCCAGUGGUUCAACCUCAGUAAGCCUGCGUUUGCGGAUGAAGAAGAUGGGAAGAAGAAAGAAGCUAAAUUCUCGAGCAAAAUCCACCUUCGCCUUUGGCUUGAUGUCGGUUACCAUGUGCUCGACGAGUCCACGCAUUUCAGCAGCGAUCUACAACCAUCUUCGAAGCAUUUGAGGAAACCGAGUAUUGGGAUUCUUGAAGUUGGGAUAUUGAGUGCCAGGAAUUUGCUACCGAUGAAAAUGAUAGGCGAUGGGGGGACUACUGAUGCGUACUGCGUGGCGAAAUAUGGGAACAAAUGGGUUCGAACGAGAACGCUGCUCAACACGCUCGCGCCUUGUUGGAACGAGCAGUAUACUUGGGAAGUCUACGAUUCGUGUACUGUCAUAACUAUUGGUGUUUUCGACAAUUGGCACAUCAAUGGGAGUAAAGAUGAUGCAAAAGAUCAGAGGAUUGGGAAAGUGAGAGUUCGCCUAUCAACAUUAGAGACUGAUAAGAUUUAUACCCAUUAUUACCCCUUGCUUGUUCUUCAACCGUCCGGGUUGAAAAAACACGGGGAGCUUCACUUGGCGCUCCGCUUCACUUGCACCGCUUGGGUCAACAUGGUGGCACAAUAUGGGAAGCCAUUGCUUCCCAAAAUGCAUUAUAUCAAUCCUAUAAAUGUUAGGCACAUCGAUUGGCUUCGCCACCAGGCGAUGCAGAUAGUGGCGGCUCGGCAUCCGCUAGCGAGAGCCGAGCCACCACUCAGGCGAGAGAUUGUUGAGUACAUGCUCGAUGUGGAUUACCACAUGUGGAGCUUGAGGCGGAGCAAAGCCAAUUUCAACCGCAUAAUUUCGACCCUUUCUGGGGUUUCAGCCGUUUGUUUGUAUUUCAACGAUGUAUGCACUUGGAAAAACCCGGUGACCACAUGUCUUGUCCAUGUCCUUUUCUUGAUCCUAGUCUGCUACCCGGAAUUGAUCCUUCCCACAAUUUUCCUCUACUUGUUCGUGAUCGGGUUGUGGAACUACCGGUUUAGGCCAAGGCACCCGCCCCACAUGGAUGCACGACUAUCGCAUGCAGAAAUUGGCCGUGCGCACCCAGACGAGCUCGAUGAGGAAUUCGAUACAUUCCCAACUUCAAAGCCACCGGACAUUGUGAGGAUGAGAUAUGAUCGAAUGAGGAGUGUGGCGGGGAGAAUUCAAACGGUGAUUGGAGAUUUGGCGACGCAUGGGGAGAGAGCAAUUUCCAUACUCGGGUGGAGGGAUCCAAGGGCCACGGCUAUCUUCAUUAUCAUCGCAAUGGUUUUGGCUGUUGUCCUGUACGUUACUCCAUUCCAAAUCAUAGCGGUGCUCAUCGGGCUUUACAUGCUUCGACAUCCCCGGUUCAGAAGCAAGCUGCCAUCAGUGCCUGUCAAUUUCUUCAAGAGAUUGCCAGCCAAGUCAGAUAUGCUUCUUCUAUGACAUGGAAAUUAUUUAGAUAUUAUGUAUUAUAUAUUUUGUGUAAAUCAAAAAGAAGAUUCCAUAAUAAAAACCCACAAGGUUCUUGGGCUAUAGACAAUAAGGAAAAGCAGCAGAGUAUAUGCUAAAGCCCACCCACAAAGCCAGAAGAAGAAAGAAGAAUCUCACUUUUCCUCACAAGAGGAUAUCCUACCUGUUUGUUCAAUCAUUUCCCAUGUAAUAGAUCCUCCACUCUUUAAUUGGAUUAUUAAUUACUUAUUAAUUGCACAUUUUGUUAAA
Camellia sinensis is the source of this 3539-nucleotide messenger RNA. Its product is annotated as C2 calcium/lipid-binding plant phosphoribosyltransferase family protein. The record is from RefSeq and is a predicted model, not a curated record. Lineage: Eukaryota; Viridiplantae; Streptophyta; Magnoliopsida; Ericales; Theaceae.